AGCAAGAGAGGGUGGACAAAAACGCACAACACAAGCCAACAGAUAGUAUCUAGUACGGUAGAAAGGCACAAGAACUAUGCAUCUACUACUGCAGGAGAUUUGCCUAACAAGCUUUGGUUGCCUUAACAUCGCCCUCCUAGUGAUCAAUCUCACUGCGAAAGGGCUCGCGUAUGAUGAAUUCGACAAAGAAUGUGUCCGUGUGCAUAAUCAAUUGAGAGCACUCCACAAUGCUUCUGCGCUUUGCUGGUCGGAGUCUUUAGCCGGGGAUGCCCAGAGAUGGGCUGAAAACUUGGCGAACAAGGACCGUGCGGAACAUGAUUACCAGGAUCUUAUUACCAAGGGUCAAGGAGAAAACAUUGCUUGGAUGACUUUGACAACUGAAAAGUGUGAAGGACCUAGAAAGUCUGGCUGUGUAAGCUGCGGAGACAUUGUUAAAAAGUGGUACAGCGAGGAGAAAAAUUACGACUUUCAGAAAGGUGCUGCGAUUGAUCCAGGUCAACCUAUCCGUCACUUCAAUCAGAUUGUAUGGAAGUCUACAACAGAACUAGGGAUGGGGAGUGCUCGUAGUAAUGAACAUGGCUUGAUAGUAGUUGCACGGUAUAGUCCCAUGGGGAGUACAGGUGGAACUGUCUCUUUUCUACAGAACGUCGAUCCUCCAGGUCAAAAAUCUGGAAACGUUUCUUUAGAUACAACAGAUCAAAACGCAAAUUCGAAGCCAGAAACAACCAUAAUAAAGAUCACCAAAGUCGUGCAGAAGUUUCCACAAGGGUCAAACCCACAAGAAAGUGGAAAAAGCGUAUCGGGAGAAAAGCCAACGCAAGGCGUACCCUCGUCACCAGCCCCCAAGACAGAGUCUGAACCAAACGAGAACUCCAUGACUUGUGGAAUCAGAAAACCCAGCCGUAUUGUUGGAGGUGAAGUAGCAUAUCCUGGUGCGUGGCCGUGGCAAGCAGGAUUCAAACGUGAUGCAAAUGACAUACUCUUCUGCGGAGGAUCUCUCAUAAACAAGGAAUGGGUCGUCACGGCAUCUCACUGUGUUUACGACUUACUAAACAUAAAUAAAAACACUGUGUUGGUUGUGGUGCUGGGUGAGUUUGACAAAGCGAGUAAAGAAGAGCAAGAAAUCUCUGUAAAAACGAAGAGAAUCAUCAUGCAUCCAAAGUACGAUUCCCAAACUUUGGAUUACGAUAUCGCCCUUGUGAAACUGGAGAAACCACUUCGAGAUUUUAGCACCUAUAUUCGACCCGUGUGUGUGCCGGACGGCAGCGAGACGUUUGAUAGCAAAUCAAAGUGUUACGUAACUGGAUUUGGAAGAACACAGCAAGGGGGAGAUCUAGCAGGAAUGCUGCGCAUGGCAAAGAUACCGCUGGUGGACAAAGAAACAUGCAAGCAAGCCUAUGACGAGAAGCUUACAGAGCGCAUGAUCUGUGCAGGUUUUCCCAAAGGAGGAAUAGACGCAUGUCAAGGAGACAGUGGUGGACCGUUGAGCUGUUUAUAUGAAGGCCGUUGGUAUCUGACCGGCGUUGUCAGCUGGGGAGUGGGAUGUGCUCAACCUAACGCCUAUGGUGUCUAUUCCAAAGUGCAGGUGCUGGAGGACUGGUUGGACGCUACUAUGAAAGCUAAUGAGUAGUAAAUCAUUGUCUAAGAUUACGCACAUAAUUUAUAACGUGAAGAAGGCUUAUGUUAAAGAUAUGGAUGACUCCUUCUCUUGAUAUGAAUAAAUUUAAAUUGCAAGCUUAAAAAGG
This is a messenger RNA of Stylophora pistillata, 1745 nucleotides long. RefSeq lists its product as uncharacterized. Lineage: Eukaryota; Metazoa; Cnidaria; Anthozoa; Scleractinia; Pocilloporidae. Gene Ontology annotation, molecular function: serine-type endopeptidase activity. The record is from RefSeq and is a predicted model, not a curated record. Gene Ontology annotation, biological process: proteolysis.